CAAAAAACAAUUGCAGAUGUAGUUAUUCGUGGAAAAGCUGCUACAGUUUUUCAAUAUUAAACUAAUCUAUCAGGGGGGUGGUAUUCAGAGCAAGUCAUGAAACGCUGAGACUUGUGAUAUUAUGCUAGGUUGUAUAUUAACUUAAAGAAAAAAAUGGAAUAUUGUUGGAAUUAUUUACUCACAAAGAUUAAUUGUAAACCUUCGGAGCAUUUUCUCAUUUUUCUGGCAGAAAUAUCAUUUCCAUUAUGUUUUAAAUUUGAUUUAAUGUUAUGAAAAUGGCAUUUCAAAAAUGAUGAUUACAUUAAAUGAUUUUAUAAAACUGAAUUUUGUUAUCUGUUACAUUUUAGCAAAACCUUUGAAAUUAUCGCUACAAAAUAACACACAGACAUUUCAACAAUCAUCAAGACGUAUUAGAAUGAGACCGGACAUAUUGACAGUAAGGACUACUUUUAGAGUGUUGUAAAAUGCGAAAUCCUUGCAUACAGACAAUGAGGAUGCUGUUAAGAAGAAGAAAGCUUUUUAAGCUAGUCGUUCUAGUAUCCAUUAUUCCUGUUAUCUUCUACUUGAUGGUAUGCCAGCCAAACGAGAAACAAAUGGAUGAAAAUCUUCCGUUGGAUCAAAUGUACCGGAAUAAAACUGGCAGCGAUGUUUUGGUAGCUUAUCAUAAUAAAAGCAAGGUUCACAGUUCAGGUUAUCUUCGGAACAGUCCGUCAUUUUCCGGAAAAGACGAAACAAUGAGGUGGAUAGACGUCGCAAACGAUUACUGUAACUCCCCGUUUACAAGAACGACUGGAAAUGAGGGUAACAUCCCAGAGGGAUUCAGGCUGAGAAAUGUCCACGUUUUUAUUCAUCAUGGUGACAGGACAUCAAUUCAUCGAUCUCCUUGGUACGGACCGGAAGUGUUUAACUGUAAAUUCAACACGUGGUACAACGGAUCAAACACGAAAUUCAGUCGCUUUACUGAUUACAUGGACAUGAUGGCUGGGAAGCAAGGAAGGCGGAAUCAUUUUCUAAACUGGGCUUUGUAUCCAGAUAGGGAUGUUUGUGCAAAUUCUAUUUUGACAAGCAGGGGAGCAUUACAGCAUUUGCAACUUGGUCAACAUUUAUCCGAAUCAUACAAUCGGCAUGUGAGUCUUUUUAAUCCAAAGUUGUCUUUAACCAAUCAGAUAAAUGUCAAAAGCACAAGUACAUCAAGAACCUACCAAAGCGCAGUGGCCUUCUUGUAUGGCUUUCUACCGAGAUUCAAUAUUUCACAUCUUAAAAUUGAAAACUCCCCAGACAUGCACUUCUGUACAAAGCAGUAUUCUGUACAGAAAUCAUGUUAUUGUAAACACGCAAAAGAGCUUUUAAUACUUUCCGAGCAGAUUCAAAAGAAGUUUGACAGAGAAAACUCUUAUGUUCAGAAAUAUUAUGAACCUGUCACAAAGCUCUUUGACGUUGCAAGUGCACCACCAGUAACAGCCGUAGCUGAAGCUCUAGUUCCAUUUUUCUGCCAUAACAUCACUCUUCCUUGUUCGUAUUUGGAGUCGCCUCACGGUUGCCGAGAACUCAUAGGUGAUAUAUGGAACACAAUAAUUGUUAGAGAGCGGUUAAAAUACAAUGACUCUGACCUUAAUUAUUUGAAGUACAGUAGCAUUGUCAUGACACCUGUUCUCAUUGAGAUUAUCAUUAGGAUCAAGAACAUCGUUGAAAAGCGUCCAACACCAAAGUUCGUACUUUAUUCAGGUCAUGAUGUCACAUUAUCUCCCUUGCUUUAUGUGUUAGGCUUACAAGAUGAAAAAUGGCCGCCAUAUGCUUCACGCGUUGUGAUUGAAUUACUGGAACAUGAUCAUGACGCGUCUUUAAACAAAUUUUAUCUAAGAUUUCUUUAUAAUGGUAUUGAUAAAACGGAAAAAGUCAUAUUUUGCAGAGGGUUAACAUAUAAACGUUUAUGUAGUUUAACUCAUUUUACAGAAUUUGUUUUCAUGAAGAUGCUUAGAAGAUUCGGAUAUAAUAGUUAUUAUGACGCGUGUUCAAGAUAGAAAACUAUUUGUAGAUAUCGAUUUAUAUCUUUACAAUAACAAUAGUAUCAAAAAGAGGCGAAAACAGAAAAAAAGAUAGUGAGUUCCAAAUGCACAGAAGAAAACCAUACGUGUAGAAGGGAGCAGGGAACUAGACAUACACAGAAGAAAACCAUAUGUUUAAAAGGGAGCCACACGCAUACAGGAGGGAACCAGACAUACACACAGAAGAAAAACAUACAUAAACAAAAGACCCGCACAUACACGGAAAUGUUUGUGUCCAAAGCUACUAUAAUGUUUUGAAUUUAAAAGGAACAGGUUAUGAUAAUUUAAUUAACCAACAAUUAAUGUGUCAAAGUCAACAGAUACACACAAAUCAAAUAACGAAAGCCAAGUACCCAAAUGAAACUGGUUUAUAUUCAAAAUAUGCCAGCAUAUAUAUAUAUAUAGUGCUACCGAGUCGUUCGUAUCAAAUAUAUGACAAACUUACUGCUGAAAUUCAAAUAACUUUUACCAAACUCUUCUCUAGAAACAUUACUAAACAUUGACCUAUGUGGACUAGUAAAAACCUCCUCUUUUCAUUGAAGAACAUCUAUGUCAGAUUUGUAAAUAUAGUUUCAUGACAGAUAACUGGUAUUCCCAUGGGAAUUGUGCACCAUUUGUGGUAGAUUUGUUUUUGUAUUCUAA
This is a messenger RNA of Mercenaria mercenaria, 2687 nucleotides long. RefSeq names its product 2-phosphoxylose phosphatase 1-like. The record is from RefSeq and is a predicted model, not a curated record. Gene Ontology annotation, cellular component: Golgi apparatus. Gene Ontology annotation, biological process: chondroitin sulfate proteoglycan biosynthetic process; glycosaminoglycan biosynthetic process; dephosphorylation. NCBI's taxonomy places the organism in Eukaryota, Metazoa, Mollusca, Bivalvia, Venerida, Veneridae. The transcript has 4 exons. Gene Ontology annotation, molecular function: phosphatase activity. Bases 465 to 2021 code for a protein of 518 amino acids.